Molecule: messenger RNA, 3011 nt
Organism: Thunnus maccoyii (southern bluefin tuna)
Lineage: Eukaryota; Metazoa; Chordata; Actinopteri; Scombriformes; Scombridae
Exons: 5
Coding region: 200-2404 (734 amino acids)
Source: RefSeq, a predicted model, not a curated record
AGUUUUCCCAGAAUCAUCAUACGAAGUUUGGUUUGGUCUUCUCUUCUUCAAACUGACAACUGCCAGUGCAUCAGCUCCGAAAAUCCACAACAAUUUGGCGUCACGAACAGGAUUUCAACACAACAAAGACGUGGUGGAAAGGUCCAUACCAGGUGCUGCUGACUACUAGGACGGCCCUGAAGGUCGAAGGCAGAGCAGAAUGGAUCCACGCCACAAGGUGCAGACUGGCCCCCCCAACCACUGGCGGAGGAGAGCAGAGCCCUGGCAGGUAACCGGAUGGUUACUCCUUUUUUCUCUCCUGUUUAGUAGGUUCGGGCAGGGGACAGGUCAAGUCGGUCCAAAUGAGAGAGAGACAGGAGUCUCUCUGAUUCCAGGCGAAGGAGAGCGGAAAGGCUUUCCUUCUCAUGACACAGUCGGUGCCAUGAACCCAGUGCCCCAUGGACAGGGGCGCCCUUUGCAGAAUGAUCCAGAAAAUGCAGACCAAGAGCCAGAUCUUGGACAUACGGACAAAUCAAUGAGCCCAUUGGGACUCUACAACACUUUACUUUUUCUCGAGGUAGAUGGCGGUGGUCUACAUAUGAUAAAACACUGUUUGAGACGAAGCAGAGUUCAUCCACGUCGACGAAGAUCUUGGAGUGCAAAUUUCCAGGAGAAGGGGGGAGAACUGGUAAGCUGUAAGUUCAUGGAGAAUGAUGAUUACCCCUGGAGUGGUUACUUUGCAUCCACUAACACAAUUGCUCCAACUAAAUCUGAACCAAGGGUGCAAAACAAAUUACUGCGUAGCGCUCAGCAACCAGUAGUGCGAAAAGAAAAUUCAGCCCUUAGUCUUAUGCUUGAUUAUGCGCGUGAUCGUAAUCUCAGUAAGUGUUGGCUAUGUCAAAAUAUGCCAGCUUCAAUACAUUCUCCAAUGUCUAAUCCAAUUCCAUUCACCAAAGCUGAUUAUGAGACGUUCAAUUGGAAUGAUCUUGCUUCAAGAUUUAGAGAAGAAGCAGACGAUUGCUAUACUCCAACAUAUCCUGUGGAUGUUAAGUCAUCACAAAAUACAGAUAUUGCUCUAUACGUUGCAAGAACGGUAAAUGACAAAUAUCUGCCAAGCGGAUUUAAUUUCACCACUCUUCUCCGCAUCAUUCACAUACAAAGAUAUGUGAAACUAGGCUUUGAGUACAGAGUUCAGGUUGCUCUAGCUCAAACUAACUGUUCAAAACCUUCUGAAAAUCAAGUGUGUGUUCCCCAACCAUAUACAACCACUGCUAUGGCUGAAGCUCUAGUUUAUGUGCAACCAUGGGCUGGCACCUUAUCCAUAGGGCCAGUCAAGAUUCAGUUACGCAACUGUUCGGCGCCACAACAAAACGAGCAAAGACCUCAGCGUGACUGCUCAACUUAUCUUCCCCCUGUCUUCACUCAUGAGCUACAAAAUGUUUCUUUAUGUUUCAGAGGGAUAGGGAAGGGACAUGAAGACUUAGGACAAAGUAGCUGUAACACUGUGGUAGAUGUCACUCUUAAACAGUCCCCACUGCCUGAGAGAGUGUAUCUAGUUUGUGGUGACAGGGCCUAUCGGUGCGUGCCGUAUGAAGACUCACGCGGUGUCUGUUAUUUGGCGUACUUAAUUCCCCUAAUCAGAGAAGUAGAAUCUACUGAGAUAGCUUCACUGUAUCCACCGUUACACAUAUACAAGAGAGAAAUCUCAUCAACUCAGAAAGUAGCCAGCUUCCUUCUCCCUUGGUAUGGUGUGUAUGUGUCCCAGCAAGAGCUCUCAUCUCUCUCCAAAGUCCUAGAAAAUCAUCUUAAUGCCUCAAGCAGAGCUAUGUUAGCCGAACACAAAGAGUUGCAGGAAGUCAAAACAGUAGCUCUACAGAAUCGCAUGGCUCUUGAUCUCCUGUUAGCGGCUCAAGGAGGAACUUGUAAGCUCAUAGGCUCUGAAUGUUGUUCCUACAUCUCUGAUGCAACUGCUGACGUCAUGGACAUGGCACAUGACACAGCACUGGGUAUCAAAGAAUUGCAUGAUAGUCAUGGUUUUAACCUUGGUGAUUUUUCAGGUGUCUUUGGGUCAUGGGGGUCCGGAUUGGUCAGGUUCCUGACCACUCUUGCUGUUGCUGUCUUCCUUUUCAUCCUCCUCUGCUCAUGUGUAGGUUUGAUAAUCAAGCUGGUAGUGAAAAAGACCACAGGGUCUGUACUCCAAGCAGCCCAGGUGCAUGUCACUGGAAACACUGCAGAUCAUAAUCACACAGGUUUGAGGUAUUAUGAUUUUGAAACUUUCCAGGACUGGAUGAGGCGUUUUCACCCAGAGGAUCACUCCAGGAGGAUGGAUUCCACAUCACCAUGCAUCGUAUGUGCUAGUAACCUCUCCAUGGUGAUGGCCCUCUACUGUACGCAAAGUGCAUGGGUUGAAGACUUCACUUUGUGAUUGAUUUGUUUUAUUGUUAUGAUGUAAUCAAAUGUUUGUAUGACUCCCCUUUAAGUUGCUAGGAUUUCAUCUAGUAAGAGGCAGGAAGUGUCUUGUCUUAGGUUGUUUGCGCAUGUGACUGGUGACCUCUGUCAAUGACCUCCUUUAACGCUUUGGUGUUCUAGGAGAUCUUCUUUGAGGAUUUGCCUCACUACUGCCCCUGGUGGUUGGAAGACAGAACUCAUGGGUCACAUGACAGUUGUUUUAAAGGGGUACAUAAGAGGGGUUUUUUAUCUAAUUUACUGAUUGUUUGCUUUUAUUGUUAUUGCAUUAUGUGUUUAAAUGAUUAUGUGUUUUGAUGAUUUUACUUUUGAUUUUGUUCAAUGCAAUUGUUGAUUCUUGUAUUACUUUUGUGUGAGAAUUGUUAUCUGUUGUGCGGAUGUUGUUUCUACUCUGUUUGUGCCCUUACAGUCCACCAGUCCAGUCAUAAAUUGGUAAUUUGUAUUGAUCUUUUGAUCAAUAAGAGGGGAUUGUUAUGGAUAUUCCAUAACUGACCAGGACAACAGAAUGUCAAGCUGUACUCCUCUGUUCUCUCAAACAGAAGAUAACACAUGUUGUUUAAUAAACC